Diutina rugosa is the source of this 747-nucleotide messenger RNA. RefSeq names its product transporter (gene TIP1). Gene Ontology annotation, biological process: endoplasmic reticulum to Golgi vesicle-mediated transport; vesicle fusion with Golgi apparatus. The coding region runs from base 1 to 747 and encodes 248 amino acids. The transcript has a single exon. Gene Ontology annotation, cellular component: membrane; trans-Golgi network. The record is from RefSeq and is a predicted model, not a curated record. Lineage: Eukaryota; Fungi; Ascomycota; Pichiomycetes; Serinales; Debaryomycetaceae.
AUGGCAUACUAUCAGCAACUGGUGAACGAUCCGCUGAACAUGCAGUUCUACCAGCCCAGCUACGGGCAGCUGGCGGGCGGAGCAGGCAACAUGGGUUCGAUGGGCGCCAUGGGCGCCAUGGACACCGGGUUCGGCGCCGACGUCCUGGGAACGAUGCACGGAGGCCAGCUCUCGACGGGGAUCCUCGCCGCGUUCGGCACCCUGGGGUACCCUGGCGAACCGCCGUUGCUCGAGGAAUUGGGCAUCAAUUUCGGCCACAUCAAGACGAAGACGUUGGCGGUGCUUAACCCGUUGAACCGCAACAUUGGCCCCGAUAUCAUGGCCGACCUGGACCUUGCCGGGCCCAUUUUGUUCGUGUUACUCUUUGGCACGUUUAUGUUAUUGCUGGGUAAACAGCAGUUUGGCUACAUCUACGGGGUGGGGCUUUUCGGGAUCUUGUCGCUCCACUACCUCUUCAAAUUCAUGCUGAACGAAGUGCAAAUUGACUUUACGAGGCUGGCGCUGGUGAUUGGCUACUGUCUCUUGCCGCUUGUGUUUGUGCUGCUGGUGUCGGUGGUGGCGUCGCUCGACAACUGGUUAGGCUACCUCGGGUGUGCCUUGGCGAUCUUGUGGUGCACGCUUCUGGCGCUGGGGUUCUUUGUCGCCGUGCUCAAGUUGCACAACGUGCGGUUGUUGAUUGCGUACCCGCUCAUGAUGUUCUACCUGGUGUUUGCCCUCAUGGCCAUCUUCGUCGCCAAGAACCAGUAA